AUGUUCGCUGAAAAGCAAGUGUAUAUCGGUUUAGUAUGUGGAGCAGUUAUUCUAAUUAUCGUAUAUAUUCAGUCGCGAUUAUAUAAUGCAAAACAUGAUAAAACAUUUCACAUAUCAUCGUUCUCGUCAAUAUCGUUACGCAAUGAGCAACGCCUAUUCCAAUUAAAACAGAAGUAUUUGUUAACAAAUUUAGAAUUAUUUUCUAUUAAUUCGACCAUUAGUAGUAACAACACCAAAAGAUUAAUUUAUCGAUGUAAACGUAUUUGCGGUGGUCUGGGUGAUCGUCUUCGUGGUAUCAUAUCUGGAUUUGUUUUAGCAAUACUAUCAAAUCGUCAUUUUGAAAUUGACAUGACAUAUCCUUGCGCAAUCGAGACAUAUUUAAAGCCAAAUCUGUAUAACUGGAUAUUGAAUAAUGAUAAACAACGAAAACCGUUACAAGUUUUUCUAUACGCAAUCGAUCAUAAUAAAGAAUUGAUGACUAGUCUAAGACGUACGAAUUUCAUUGAACAAUGGUUAAAAUAUGACGAUAUCAUAUUAAGUACAAAUAUUGAUAUGGUAACACCUGUAUUAACAAACAAAUUGAUAAAACACACUUCUUUAGUUCAAAUGAUAUAUGAAAAGAAGAUAAUUCCGACUAUGAACAAUUUAUUUCCAUUAUUAUAUGAAAUAUUAUUUAAACCAACAAAUAUCGUCGAACAUAAGAUUGAUAACAUUUUGAGGUUGGUUGCUAUACCGUUUGUUAUUGAUCCAUUGUGUGAACAUACUAUAACUAGGCCCAUCAGCUUUGAGAUUAACACAAUUAGAUUUUGCAUUAAUCGUCCAGAAUCCGGUCGAGGAAAUUCGGUAAAAAGUAUUUACCGUUACCGCGGUAAAAAGGCUUUUACCGUUGCCGACGUUGUGAUUUGUGUUCGUUGUUUAUGUUUAAGGUUAAAUCAUUUAGCUAAAUCAUCAUUGCUAUGUUUACAUAUACGAACGUAUUCAAAUCCAUCGAAUCCUCGUGAUCCGAUGGUACCGGAUCGCCUGCACACGGCCGAAGAUAUGUGCAAAUAUAUCGGCACUAAUUCGACAACAACAAUAUUAGAGAAAAAUAAACUUCAGAUAUUUGUUGCCAGUGAUUCAGCUAAAGCUGUUUCAACAAUUUUACAAUAUUUUCCUAAUCAAUCAUUGUCUGUGCCUGGACCGAUUGUCCAUAUUGAUAGACCAUCAGGCAAAGCCAACGUGUGCGAUGGAUUUUCUAAAGUAAUCAUUGAUUUUUAUUUAUUAGGCGAAUGUCAUACAAGUCUAUUGACAAGCAGUGGGUUCUCAGCAAUGGCUAAUCGUCGGCGAUUAAAACCGUACGAAAAUUUGUUUAUGUAUCAGUCAAAUAAACGAAAAAUAAUCAGAUGCGAUGAUUCUCUUAAAGAAACAAAAUGGGAAUCAAUUAAUAGCACUCAAUACAUCUACUGUACAGAACAAGGAAAAGUAAUUUCAUUCAAGCAUUGGUGA
Molecule: messenger RNA, 1485 nt
Organism: Didymodactylos carnosus
Lineage: Eukaryota; Metazoa; Rotifera; Eurotatoria; Philodinida; Philodinidae
Source: the annotation of a GenBank genome assembly